AUGGUGGUGCUGGACCUCAAGGUCGCAGUCCCCGAAGAAGCACUCCUCAGAAAUAGUUACAAGAUCUUGAACACCAUCUGCCAAGGCAGCUUUGGGGAAGUGAAGCUUGCCUGGCACCUCCUCACUGAGACCCAGGUGGCCUUGAAAAUCCUGCCAAGGAACUCCUCCAUCAUCACAUCAGAAAUUGACAUCAUGAAAUCUCUCAACCAUCCCAAUAUCAUCCAACUUUAUCAGAUAAUCAACACCACUGUUAACACCUACCUUGUGAUGGAGCAUGUGAGUGGAGGAAGGCUGCUUGACAGGAUCCAGGAGGAUGGCUAUCUGCAGGAAGAUGAAGCCCGCCGACUUUUUCAACAGAUUGGGAGUGCUGUGCAUUACUGCCAUUCAAAAGGUGUGGUGCACAGAGAUCUGAGGCCAGAAAAUAUCCUGAUGGAUGGUGAGGGUAUCAUCAAACUCAGUGACUUUGGGUUAGGCAUUCAGGUGAACCCUGGGCAGAAGCUGCAGUCUUUCUUUUGCAGCCUCCCAUUUUGUGCCCCAGAGCUCUUGCGGGGAAAAGAGUAUGAUGGGCUUGCAGCUGACGUGUGGAGCCUGGGAGUCCUCCUCUACUUUAUGACCACUGGCUGCCUCCCUUUUCAAGCACCUACCAGUCUUGGGAUAAAGCAGAAGAUCCUGCGUGGGAGAUACUCCAGCCCAUCUCACCUUUCUACAAACGUGCUAAAUGUAAUCAGCCAGUUACUCACCCUGGACCCCAGCAAGAGGCCCUCGAUAGACUACAUCAUGCGGGACCUGUGGCUCAUGGAAGAUGAGGUGCCUUCCCUUGAGUUUUCCUUGGAGGAGUUCCCCAGUCUCCCAGACCCCAUCAUCAUAAACAUCAUGGCUGACUUAGGGUAUGACCCAUAUGAGGUCCUGGAAUCUUUAAAAGCACAAACCUUCGAUGAAGCAAUGGCUACGUAUCUGAUAUUAAAACACAAGAACCAUUGGCAGGAUAGCCAGGAGAACCACAUGAGGCCCGUGCAGCCAGGCGUUACACCACCUGUGACUCCUGCUGAUCUUUCUACUUUCCCUCUGCCACUGAGCAGAGUCAGCGAGCCCGCCCCUCACACCUUCCCCUGUAAAUGUCAACUUCCCGAGGAUGAGAAACAUUUAAGGAUGGGAAGGAGGGCCAUCAUGCCUGCUGCUCCCCACUGCUCUCUGAUGAAGAGGACCAUCUCUUAUUUCAGAGUAGCCUGCCAUCACAGUGAUGAGCUUGCCCUCUGCACCCACUCCAAGAGUAGCUGCGAAGCUGGGCUAGACAUCUUUCAGGACACAUGGCCAGAAAAUAACUCACUUCCCAUGGUGGAUCUUCAGCCUCAGAACACAAAGUGCGCUCGUGCAACAGAGAGAAUCUUAUCCUCUGGAGAUCUGUCACCAGAACCAGUGUCGUCCCCCAGUGAUCAGCCCACGGGUGUGCUGAUAGCCUGUUCCCACAGACACUGCCCAGGCUGCAAGAGGGUGAUGAGGAGGAUGGUGAACUGUGCAACAAAACUAUGUUGCUGCUGCUGCUGCUGCUGUGUGCCAAUCCAGAGGAAAAGUCAGGUCUCCAGGAACAAAGUGGUUCCAGACAAAGGGCAGGAGAGUGGCAAGACACCCAAAGCCAGGAGAUGA
Messenger RNA from Acomys russatus (golden spiny mouse), 1644 nucleotides. Its product is annotated as sperm motility kinase X-like. Gene Ontology annotation, molecular function: tau-protein kinase activity; protein serine/threonine kinase activity; ATP binding. The transcript has a single exon. The record is from RefSeq and is a predicted model, not a curated record. Gene Ontology annotation, cellular component: cytoplasm. Bases 1 to 1644 code for a protein of 547 amino acids. NCBI's taxonomy places the organism in Eukaryota, Metazoa, Chordata, Mammalia, Rodentia, Muridae. Gene Ontology annotation, biological process: microtubule cytoskeleton organization; protein phosphorylation; intracellular signal transduction.